CGGCUUGAAAGUUACAAUGGAGCCUCUCAUUUUCGGUCGCAGGUCCGACUCAGGAAUGAGAAUCAACAUGUAGCCAGCGCCCUUUCCUCUUUUAUUCAAGUGACUGACGUACGUGUGUAAUUUUGUUUUCUUUUGACAUGUAGACGUAGAGUAGGACAAUUACGCACCAACUUCUUUACGAACGAGCGAUACGUCGCUUGAUCGCAAAAAGCGUUUUCCGUUUCCUGCUGUAGCUUGUUCCUACGGCAUCAACAAACUUGACUUUUGCAGCUUCAUUGUCCUUGCUGAAAACGAUGACGUCCAGCACGUCUCAUCUUUCAGCUUCAGCAGAAAAAUCAGACGCACGAUCCCCACGCCAUGCUGCAGCCGAACAAAGUCGAGGCUUCUCAUGCCGAUCGCUGCAGUUGAUGUUCCUCGGUAGUGCUGCGUUGUUUGAUUUUUACGAAAGCGGCAAUUUUUUCCGUCUGGAUGGAAGAGGAAGAGCAGCAGCUACUUUUACGUCGUUCCCUAUGGCCGCUGCAGCAAUGCCACCUUCGAAGACCACGAGCGCAGUAGCUGCAAAGACUCGGACCAAUAAUUUGCGGCCGCGCCGCGAACGUGAUCGGCGAUUGUCGGAUGGCAACGUUGUUGCCGACACAACAGCCGCAAACUCGCCAGGUCCUCGAGCAACAAACGACAAAAACGAGCAAGAAGACGAAACCACUGCUAGAAGUGCCAAAAACAAAUGGCAGCGUAAUAAAGACCUCCGUACAACAAGCGCUCCUGCCCCCGAUGCUCGGAUUUCCACACUGCAACUGCCUUUCUUCUCCUGGUUCUUCCGUGGAGGCGUACCAACGGCAAAAACGAUGUCUCAGCUCUCUGGAAAAGUGUAUCGCACUAUUCACAGAAACAGUAACAAACUGUGUGCUAUUUGCUUUUUCUGCUUGAGCAAGUAGCCGCGAACCAAGCUUGCAUGGCGAAGCGCCCUCCGGGAAGCUAUUGACUCCGUAGCCUUUAUUGAAUUGCCUGGCACUUCUAUUAAGUUCGAAGUCGAACUAAGCAUCAGUCGACGCAAGAAAGUUACUGGCGCCCGCGCCCCGCGACUCUCUAGUCCAGACGAGAUGAAGUGACAUGUUUGUCGUGUUUCAUAACAUUACGGCGGAAAGAACGAGAAGGACUAUUUCAAUUGUCCCUCGUCCCCGGCCUGGGUUCACGCGAAGUGCCAGCUCGAAGUCCCGAAAAUCCAAGAAUCUUGUGAUCAAGUGGAGAAAGAGAUUUUGGGCGUAUCGUGUGCGAAAACGACACUGCUUGAUAAAUGCCGUGCUGUAGCUGUAGAUGUAUGGCAACAUCAGAGUCAUUUCGUGCUCAAGCGUAGAACCGAAAAUUUCUCAAGCAAAUAAAGAGUCGUGCUAUAAUAAGCACCAUGGACUAGUAGCAGGGAGCAAGCCAUAGGCUACAGUCAAGUAGUGUUUGUCGCACGUGAUACGCACGUGUUUCGGGGGAGAACGGCUGGACGGAUCCGCAUAACAACGGGAAUUACAAGCUGCUCGAGAAACCGAGCAACACGAAGCCGGAUUUUAUCAUGAGGAAAAGCAGCACCACCACAGGACGACUGCUCUAACUCCUGUCAUGCUGUUAUUCUCUCAGAAAGGUAAUAAAUGGUCUGCUGCGACGAGCACUAGGAAGCGAUAGCGUUUACGGUAUGCACACGACGUCGAGGAGUCUACUUAUGCAUGAGCUGUUGACCACCAUUCAUGAGCACCAGAUCCAGAAUAAUGCGAAUAGAGAUAGAGAUUUAGAUGACGACUACAUGUUGUUUGGAGUAGAAGUGGAAGAACCACGUCAAGAUAGAGCAUAUUCGUCCAACCUGUGGUCCCGUCACGUUCUUUUUUCUUUCCAUACCCGCCGGUGACCGCCAAGCAGAAACAAUCCGGCAAAUCAAGUUGCAGCGCACGACCGGGAAUGGGCGGUACACGGACAAGCUAACCUUCACCCUGGUCGACGUCGAAAGUAAGAAGAUAGAUCGCCAAACAUUAUACGGUGCCUCCUGCGCCGUCUAUGGUUGUUCGGAGUCCCAGGUGACCUCGGUUCUGGAUUUUUCCACGAACUUCUGCAAUUUGCGGAACUUGUUGUGCGGGAAGGACGUGAGUUGUCCGGUCGCCAGCCAGUCUUUCAACAUCGACUGGGCAGGGCUGGACUACGGCUCCUGCAGUCAACACCAGGACGCGAAUUGCAUCAACGCCGGGGAUGUUGAAGAUGGUUCUGCUGCUGGUGGUCGCGAAAAUGCGAGUAGUGGGGCUGAUAUUAAAAGUACAACAUCAUCAUCCACAGCGAGCAAAGCAGAGGUCGGUACAACUGGAGGUGGCGCAGCUGCUGCAGAUUCCGGCACCACGAAGGAGCUGAAAAAUGUUGUGGAUCAAGAUAACAAGCGGAUACAACUCGCCGAAUAUGAAAAGCAAAAAAGCAGAGACACAAAUGCAGAACCCGCACACCCCCAGAACUCUGACGAGGUCGCAGAUAGAAGCCAAGAAGUAGAGUCUUCGUCAUCGUCCAGCAUGAUCGAAUUGGUCCACGACGGACCGGGAAGUAGUCCACCUGGGAACACGAACCCGCUGUCUUUCCCAAGCCGGAGUUCUACUCACACCACUAAAAACACAAUGGUGGCCUCCCCUGGGGAAGAAGAUCGACGAGAGGGUGAAUCGUUGUCCGCAGCGCAGUACGUUGAGGAACUUGGUUAA
Messenger RNA from Amoebophrya sp. A120, 2717 nucleotides. The record is from the annotation of a GenBank genome assembly. NCBI's taxonomy places the organism in Eukaryota, Dinophyceae, Syndiniales, Amoebophryaceae.